This is a messenger RNA of Manduca sexta (tobacco hornworm), 905 nucleotides long. RefSeq lists its product as uncharacterized. Bases 31 to 762 code for a protein of 243 amino acids. The record is from RefSeq and is a predicted model, not a curated record. NCBI's taxonomy places the organism in Eukaryota, Metazoa, Arthropoda, Insecta, Lepidoptera, Sphingidae. The transcript is spliced from 3 exons.
AUUCUAGUCGUCGACAAGAAAACAAACAACAUGAACCGCCUGGUACUCCUGUUCGCGCUGGUCGCCAUCGCCUAUGCCAGACCUGAGUCGGAAAUGGUUGAUCUAGAUGUGGGUUCUGCCGUAGCAAAUGGUGGUAAGCUAAGCGGCGAUCAAAUCUCAGUAAGCUUGAUUCCGCCCAAAAAAUCCGGUGUUGGCAGGGCAAGAAGAGACCUAGACAACGAGGGGAACUCAGACUCUAACGAUCUGUCGAUAAAGGAUUACUUAUUUAACUCGAUCCCACAGGAAAAUUCCGACGUAAGCGACCUCAUGUAUGACCUAGGCAGUGACGGGAACUCAGACUCCAACGUACAGGGAAUCGAAAAUGAUCUCAGAGCAAGCUACAUUCCAAUCAAAAAUGGUGCUGCCGACCGUAUAGGCGAUCUAAGCAAUGACGGAAACUCAGACUCCAACGUACAAGGAAUCGAAGACGAUCUCUCAGUAAGCUUGAUUCCUGUAGAAAAUGGUGCUGCCGACCUCAUAGCCGACCUAAGCAAUGACGGAAACUCAGACUCCAACGUACAAGGAAUCGAAGACGAUCUCUCAGUAAGCUUGAUUCCUGUAGAAAAUGGUGCUGCCGACCUCAUAGCCGACCUAAGCAAUGACGGGAACUCAGACUCCAACGUACAGAGAAUCGAAGAUGAUCUCUCAGCAAGCUACAUUCCAGUAAAAAAUGGUGCUGCUGGCCGCAUAGGCGAACUUAGCGACCCCAAAGGUCACCACUGAUGACAACGUCAGCUUGUAAGUUAAGGUGUUAACAUCAGAGCGUAACUGUAUUAAAUGACUUUUCAUUGCGUUACAUGUAUUCUGUUUACUUCGUUAAAUUCAUUUUUUGUUAUACUUUUUGAAAUAGAUUUUUGAAGCAUUAA